AUGGCUAUCUUAAAGAGAGGAGCUAGGAAGAAGGCACAUCAGGAGCCUGCCAAACGCUCUGCGAAUAUUAAGAAAGCCACUUUUGAUUCCUCGAAGAAGAAAGAAGUUGGUGUCUCUGAUCUGACACUUCUUUCUAAAAUCUCAGAUGAAGCUAUAAAUGAAAACUUGAAGAAGAGGUUUAUGAAUGCUACAAUCUACACUUAUAUUGGUCAUGUUUUGAUUAGUGUCAAUCCAUUCAGAGACCUUGGAAUAUACACAGAUGCCGUAAUGAAUGAAUACAAAGGUAAAAAUAGACUGGAAGUACCACCACAUGUAUUUGCAAUUGCAGAAUCUAUGUAUUAUAAUAUGAAAUCUUACAAUGAGAAUCAGUGUGUUAUUAUUUCAGGCGAAUCAGGAGCUGGGAAAACUGAAGCUGCCAAGAGAAUUAUGCAAUAUAUUGCGGCCGCUUCUAGCACUCACACAGAGUCAAUUGGGAAGAUUAAAGAUAUGGUUUUAGCUACUAACCCUUUACUGGAAUCUUUUGGUUGUGCGAAAACUCUGAGAAACAAUAAUUCCUCCAGACAUGGUAAAUAUCUAGAAAUUAAGUUUAAUAAUCAGUUUGAGCCAUGUGCAGGUAAUAUUACGAACUACCUAUUGGAAAAACAAAGAGUCGUGAGCCAGAUUAAAAAUGAAAGAAACUUUCAUAUAUUUUAUCAGUUUACAAAAGGUGCUUCCGACGCUUAUAGGCAAACCUUUGGGGUUCAAAAACCAGAGCAAUAUGUGUACACGGCGGCUGCAGGAUGUAUAUCAGCUGACACUAUUGAUGACUUACAAGAUUAUCAAGAAACUUUAAAGGCUAUGAGAGUUAUUGGGCUUGGUCAAGAGGAACAAGACCAGAUAUUCAGAAUGCUAGCGGCAAUCCUUUGGAUUGGUAAUGUAUCAUUUAUUGAGAAUGAAGAGGGAAAUGCACAGGUUAGAGAUACCUCUGUAACCGAUUUUGUUGCUUACUUAUUACAAAUAGACAGCCAAUUAUUAAUUAAGUCACUAGUAGAAAGAAUAAUGGAAACCAAUCAUGGUAUGAAAAGGGGGUCAGUUUAUCACGUUCCUUUAAAUGUUGUUCAAGCAGAUGCAGUCAGAGAUGCUUUAGCAAAAGCUAUUUAUAAUAACCUAUUUGACUGGAUUGUGGGUAGAGUUAACAAAUCUUUACAGGCUUUCCCAGGCGCUGAAAAAUCCAUUGGUAUCCUUGAUAUUUAUGGCUUUGAGAUUUUUGAGCAUAAUUCGUUUGAGCAGAUUUGUAUCAAUUACGUUAAUGAAAAGUUACAACAAAUCUUCAUUCAAUUGACAUUGAAAUCUGAACAAGAAACUUACGAAAGGGAAAAAAUUCAAUGGACACCAAUUAAGUAUUUUGAUAACAAAGUUGUGUGUGAUUUGAUUGAGGCAAGAAGACCACCUGGUAUAUUUGCUGCAAUGAAUGAUUCUGUUGCGACCGCCCAUGCCGAUUCAAAUGCGGCGGAUCAGGCUUUUGCUCAACGUUUGAAUUUGUUUACAACAAAUCCACAUUUUGAUUUAAGAUCCAACAAGUUUGUGAUCAAGCAUUAUGCCGGUGAUGUCACAUAUGACAUCGACGGAAUUACGGAUAAAAACAAAGACCAGUUACAAAAGGACCUGGUUGAGUUGAUUGGUACUACCACUAACGCUUUCUUAGCCACAAUUUUCCCUGAUACCGUAGAUAGGGAUUCAAAAAGGAGACCUCCUACGGCAGGUGAUAAAAUUAUAAAAAGUGCAAAUGACCUGGUGGAAACUUUAUCAAAAGCACAGCCUUCAUAUAUUAGAACAAUCAAACCAAAUGAAACCAAAUCACCUAAUGAUUACGACGAUCGCCAAGUCUUGCACCAAAUUAAGUACCUAGGUUUGCAGGAAAAUGUGCGUAUAAGAAGAGCAGGAUUUGCCUACAGACAAGUGUUUGAAAAAUUCGUGGAAAGAUUCUAUCUACUAUCUCCCCACUGUUCUUACGCUGGCGAUUAUACAUGGCAAGGUGAAACCUUGGAUGCAGUUAAAUACAUUCUACAAGAUUCCUCUAUUCCACAGCAGGAGUAUCAAUUAGGUGUCACUAGUGUCUUUAUCAAAACACCUGAAACACUGUUCGCUUUAGAGCAUAUGAGAGACAGAUAUUGGCAUAAUAUGGCAGCCAGAAUCCAGCGUGCUUGGAGAAGGUUUCUGCAAAGAAGAAUUGAUGCAGCUACUAAGAUUCAGCGUACUAUUAGAGAAAGGAAAGAAGGUAACAAAUACGAGAAGCUCCGGGAUUAUGGUACAAAGGUUUUGGCUGGGAGAAAAGAAAGAAGGUCCAUGUCUUUAUUAGGUUAUAGAGCUUUCAUGGGUGAUUACCUAUCAUGCAAUGAAUCUAAAUCUAAGGGCGCCUAUAUCAAAAGGCAAGUUGGUAUUAAAGAAAAGGUCAUCUUUUCUAUACAUGGUGAAGCUUUGCAUACAAAAUUUGGCCGUUCUGCACAAAGAUUGAAAAAGACUUUUUUAUUAACUUCGACUACAUUUUACAUUGUUGGUCAGACUUUGAUUCAAAAUGCAAUGACUUAUACACAAGAUUAUAAAAUUGAUGUGCGGAACAUCCAAGCGGUUAGCUUAACCAACCUACAGGAUGGGUGGCUUGCCAUUAAUUUGACUAAUUCAAGUCAGCCUGACCCAUUAAUUAACACAUAUUUUAAAACGGAACUAAUAACGCAUCUAAAAAAGCUUAGCGAUGGACUUCAAAUUAAAAUAGGUUCAACAAUAGAAUACCAAAAGAAACCGGGAAAGUUGCAUUCAGUGAAAAGUCAAGUCAAUGAAUCUGCCCCAAAGUAUGGCGAUAUAUAUAAAUCCAGCACAAUAUCAGUACGCCGCGGUAAUCCACCUAAUUCACAAGUGCAUAAGAAACCGAGAAAUAAGAGUUCAAUUUCUUCAAGUUAUCGUGCCAGUCCCUCACAGACAACGAAGAUACCAGUUUCGAAUACUCCCUUCCAACGCGUACCUGUUGCUCCGGCGUCUAGAAAUUCUAAAAAGCCUGCCCCUCCACCGCCAGGAGUGCAAAAGAAAGUCACUACGAAAAGUCGUGUUCCUACUUCUAUCCCUACCUCCUCAAAAGGAAAUGCCCGUCCUUCCCCAACUGCAGCCACAGCACAGGUCAAUAGACAGGAUAAUAUUCCGCCACCUCCUCCACCACCGCCACCAGCUUCGAAACCAAAAGAGCCCAUGUUUGAGGCAGCUUACGAUUUCCCUGGUUCAGGAUCACCAUCUGAGCUGCCUUUGAAAAGAGGUGACGUUGUUUAUAUCACAAGGGAAGAACCAAGUGGUUGGUCCCUUGGAAAACUUCUGGAUGGUUCUAAAGAAGGUUGGGUACCAACAGCUUAUAUGAAACCACACUCUGGUAAUUACAGUACUCCCACGCCUGCUCCUCCUCCUCAGAAGAGAACUGCUUCUCAACCUGUUCAAAAUCCUAUGCAGCAAAUUAAUACAGAAUCUGUUGAUGUUCUUUCAUCUGCAAACCAAGCAAGUUUGGGUGAUGGUUUGGCAAACGCUCUAGCUGCAAGAGCUAAUAAAAUGAGACUAGAAAGCGAUGAUGAGGAGGCUAAUGAAGAUGAAGAGGAUGAUGAUUGGUAG
Saccharomyces mikatae IFO 1815 is the source of this 3627-nucleotide messenger RNA. RefSeq names its product myosin 5 (gene MYO5). NCBI's taxonomy places the organism in Eukaryota, Fungi, Ascomycota, Saccharomycetes, Saccharomycetales, Saccharomycetaceae. Gene Ontology annotation, cellular component: cytoplasm; actin cortical patch; plasma membrane. The transcript has a single exon. The coding region runs from base 1 to 3627 and encodes 1208 amino acids. Gene Ontology annotation, molecular function: actin filament binding; microfilament motor activity; ATP binding. The record is from RefSeq and is a predicted model, not a curated record. Gene Ontology annotation, biological process: actin filament organization; vesicle transport along actin filament; endocytosis.